This is a messenger RNA of Nematocida major, 459 nucleotides long. Its product is annotated as ubiquitin-small subunit ribosomal protein S27Ae. The transcript has a single exon. Gene Ontology annotation, molecular function: structural constituent of ribosome; ubiquitin protein ligase binding; protein tag activity. Lineage: Eukaryota; Fungi; Microsporidia. Gene Ontology annotation, biological process: protein ubiquitination; translation; modification-dependent protein catabolic process. Gene Ontology annotation, cellular component: ribosome; cytoplasm; nucleus. The coding region runs from base 1 to 459 and encodes 152 amino acids. The record is from RefSeq and is a predicted model, not a curated record.
AUGCAGAUAUUCGUAAAGACGCUCACAGGGAAAAUAAUAACCCUAGAAGUAGAGAACCACGAUACAAUUGAAAACGUAAAGGCAAAGAUCCAGGACAAGGAGGGAAUACCCCCUGACCAGCAGAGAUUGAUCUUUGCAGGUAAACAGCUUGAAGAUGGGCGAACACUUUCUGACUACAACAUCCAGAAAGAAAGCACCAUCCACUUGGUGCUUAGACUGAGAGGAGGAGGAAAGAAGAAGAAGAGAAAGGCAUACACCACCCCCAAGAAAGUCAAGGUUGUCAAGGAGAAGAGAAAGCUUGCGUGCCUGGCCCACUUUGAGGUAGGACAGGAUGGUAAAGUCAAGAUUCUGAAGAAGACGUGCACGAACUGUGGGCCUGAGAUAUUUAUGUCUACCUUUGCCGGUGGGUCAUUCUGUUCAAAGUGCUUCACCUCAGUCCUGACAGAGGAUAAGCAAUAA